Elgaria multicarinata webbii is the source of this 5662-nucleotide messenger RNA. It is a transcript of the gene SCFD2, whose product is annotated as sec1 family domain containing 2. The record is from RefSeq and is a predicted model, not a curated record. Bases 276 to 2342 code for a protein of 688 amino acids. Lineage: Eukaryota; Metazoa; Chordata; Lepidosauria; Squamata; Anguidae. The transcript is spliced from 9 exons. Gene Ontology annotation, biological process: vesicle-mediated transport; intracellular protein transport.
GUAUGAGUGUUGUAGUUGGAGGUGCUGUCAACGUCUCCUCUAGUCAUCCCUUCCUGAAUGUUAUUGACCGGCUGGUUGUCGCUUUCUGUUGGCUUGGAUUUGAGUUCAGCCCCUUUCCCCGCGCCCCGUAUCCGAAUACGGUUUUCCUUCAACGUAAACCAAAGGUCCCGCCACUUCUUGCUUCACCCACUCUCCUUGUGGCCCUCCUCCUGAGGGCAGUGUGAGCGCUACUCAUCGGAAAGUGCCAGGGGAUCAUCAGCGAUUCUCCACUCACGAUGUCUGCAACUUCCUCCUUUUCUGCAAUCCCAGCUGGGAUGUCAUCGUUUUGCCAGCAAGCUUGGGAGCAGGUGUUUGCAAAGGUGAAGCGGGCUGUUGUGUUCAUGGACCCAGCUUGUGCUGAGAGCCUUCACUGGGGAUGUGGAGGAGCAGAGAGGCUGCUGCAGGCUGGGGCUCUCAAUGUCAAGGAGUUUUCCAGCUUUGAAGCUGGUGGGGCCGCAGAGCCCAAGGCAGCCUUUGUAGUGAGCACUUUGCUGAAGGGCAGGACGGUGGACAUCAUUCGUGACAUUGUAAGUCUCAGCCACUUCCAGUACUGUGUGGUUUUCACAGCAGUCAGUCAUGCAGUGCACUUGCAGGCCCACAAUGCUCCCAGCAGUGCUGAGGUUGAAGGUGGUGGCCAAGUAGUUUUUGAUCAGUUUGAAGAGAAGCUCUGCCAGUGGAUGGGCAACAUGAACUACACUGCAGAGGUGCGACAUGCCACUUUGUUUCUGGCACCCAUUUCACCUCACCUUUUUGUAACACCUGCCUUUUCCUUGGUUUUCCCCUUGAUGGCUCAGGAUUUGACAGGAAUCAAUAAAGCUAGACCAGAGAAGAAAAAGUUUGCUAACUUGAGUGAUAUUGACUUCUCAUCCCUGUCUUCAGAGUUGCAGCUUGGGAUCAGGAUACUGGUUUCUAAUCUCAACAGCUUAUUUGAGUACCUCAGUGUGCGUGAGGAAUGUUUUGCUGUAGGAACACUGAGCAGGAUCAUUGCAGGGGAUCUGGCAAAUUACUCCCAGGCGAAGACCAGAAGGAAAACUGCACAAAACAGAGCUUCUGUUAUCUUUGUGGACAGAACAUUAGAUCUGGCAGGAGCAGUUGGCCAUCAUGGUGACAACCUAGCAGAGAAGAUUCUCUCUGUGCUUCCCAAACUUCAAGGUCAUACAAAUGAUGUGAUGGUUAACAUGAUGGAACUCACGAACCUGCAGAAUGAUGAUGCAAAUUGCAGCAUUAUCGCACCAGGCUGCUUGGCACAACCAAAUGAUCCAGCUGCUAAAGCUCUGUGGGAGUCCUUAAUGAAUCUCAAACAGAAAGAAGCAGUGAUGGAAGUUAGGAGACACCUAGUGGAAGCUGCAAGCAGAGAAAAUUUGCCAAUCAAGAUGAGCAUGGGAAGAGUCACCCCUGAACAGCUCAGCUCAUAUAUCCUGCUCUUCAAAAAGAAGUUUGAAGCUCUUGAGAACCAUUGUGGGCUUCUGCAGAUUGCACUGGCUAUUGUGCAGACGCUAAAACACCCUCAAAGUGCCAAAUGGGACAACUUUCUAGCUUUUGAAAGGGUACUUGUGCAGAAUAUUGGGGAGUCAGCAUUACCUAGUGUCCUGAAACAAUUGCUGCCUAUCAUCAAGUCUCAUAAUAACAGGACAGAUAAUGAUUAUACUCCCGAAGACUUCCUUGUUUUGCUGGUGUAUAUUUACUCCAUAGUUGGGGAAAUGAAAACUGGAAAAGAAUUAGAUGAGGCUGAAGGAGAAGUGAAGGAAGCCCUUGCCCAAUCAAUUUGUGAUGAACCUGAGCUGCCUACCUUACUGCAGAAAAUAACAGGCUGUGAGUCUUCCCUUGAUCUGACAUUUCAGAAGGCCAUGGUUGCAGUGAAUGAGAUCUUUAAGACCCUCAGGGACAUUACAAGAGCUCGGACACACAUGAAACAGUUUAAUUCUAUACAUAUCCCAGGAAGCCAUACUCAACAGGCCUCUUAUAAACCAUUGCUGAAGCAAGUGGUGGAGGACAUAUAUAACCCUGAUCGACCUGACCCUAUUGAUAUUGAACAUAUGUCUUCUGGGCUCACAGACCUUCUCAAAACAGGAUUCAGUAUGUUUAUGAAGGUGAGCCGCCCUCAUCCUAGUGAUCAUCCUCUAGUGAUCAUCUUCAUGGUUGGUGGAGUGACCGUGUCUGAAGUCAAAAUGGUAAAGGACCUUGUCACGGCACAAAAGCCUGGAGUACAGGUAAUUGUCCUCUCCACAACUCUCCUGACGCCACUUAGCAUUCUGGAUUUGCUGUUUGCCACAGACCAUCUACAGCCAGACAUUGGCCUCUGAAGAGCAGAGAAACUGUCAAAUAAGAUAAGCACCUGGCCCAAAUGGCAGCCAAUAUCUAAACCCGGCUGCCUUCUGUCCCUUGAGACAUUCUUGCAAAAAUGAGAGGCCUGAAAUUGCUAUGUCCUUGAUUUUUUAACACUGCGGGAAAUAGAUUGGAAUGCUGCCUGUAAAGAACAGCACCUAUACUAGCAGAGGGCUUGAAAAUCUGCUCUUUUCUUCAGUGACGUCAAGCUGAAAUUGAGUUCCUCUGACUGCAGUAAUGCUGUAUUUUGCUGAAGUUCUUUAUCUCCAGCUUGUUAACACUGCUAGUGUUUGAAGGCAGUUUCAGAGGGUAAAGAUCACUGACUAUAACAGUUUGCUAGGAAGAUUGUAGAACGACCGAAGAUAGCAACAGGAGCUUCCAUUUUUCUUCUGAGCCUUCCCUUCCCUUUCUUUAGCAGUCUUGCACAUUGGAGGGGGGGUGUUGUGAAAGAAGAUGCCACCAGAUAAAUUGUUGAGCAGUGAAUGGCAAAUUUGGUCUUAAACGCUUUACAGAGUUUUAUGCCUUAAUGUCUUCUUUAACAAUCUCUUUUAGAGGGGUGUGUGUUAAUUCUAAUAUUGGGUAGGCUUUAUAAUAGUAGCCCAAUUACAAGUGAACAGGCAUCUCCGUGGGAACAAAAAGGACUGGCAUUGCCUGCCAAUUGCUUUCCCAAAGAACUCCAACUUGUGCAACAUGAAGUCACUCCCCUAAAUGGUGCUAGUCUUCUAAGUUGUACUACACAGAAGAUAAAAUUCUGAUAGCAUUCCUGCACCACAAAAUCCACCCAGUGGAGUUGGAGAUCUUGAGGCUGGAAAGCUGAGUAUCAAAAUAAAGGUGUGAAAUUGCUUCAGAAUUAUCAGAAGUGGACACCACCAUAGGGUACCAUCUAGACUCAGUUUACAGCAGUCUGAGGAGAAGUUUAUACAUUCAGUCAGACCACAUGGUAAAGCCACUCCUAAACAUCCAUUCAAGGCUUCCCCCAUUGAUGGGGGGGACCUCCAUUCACUUAGAAAACUGGCAUAUCACGGAAAAGGGUCAACUACCUGAUAUAUUAGUUUUCUAUAUAAAGGGAGUCUUCCAACCUCAUCACCCCUGUUGUAUUUAUGUAUUGGACAUAUAGCCUGCCCAUCCCAAGAGCUCAUGGUGGUAAUUAUUCUACUCUAACCCUUGCUGCCAAGACAUUCAAAUGUGAAACACGCCACCACUGUACCAGAAAGAAAAACUUUACCACUUGAGUCAAUUGAAUAUAUUAUAAGGCAUGAUGUUCAUGGCAGCAACCAUAUAGGAAUACAUUUUUGGGCAGAUGAGGGAUUAAUUGGAUGGAAUAUUUCACUUUAUUUAGUGUCUGUCUCUCUCAAUCUCAAUCUCUUACUCUCCCUUCCCCAAUUAUAUAAUGAGAGGAUUAUAAUGACAUUAGGUGGAAAUGUCAAGAAUAUAGCUAAUUGUCUUCUUACACUUCCUUUCCUUUUCCUUUCUUUUUUAAUAACAGUGUUAGAAUAGUUUAAGGCUAGGAAAAUAGUGCCCAAAAUAUGAGUUUUCCUUUCUUUCCUGAAUGGCGUAUUUCAACUGCUUCAAGCAGCUAGUGGUUCUUUGUUUUACAGCUGUAGAAUCUAGCUAGAUGCGGAGUUUUUCAGUGUAACCUAUUCCAGCGCCUUUGAGACCAUGUUGCAAGCAGCACUAGUUGAGGCCUCCGCCAAUGUAGCAGACGCAGACAAUCCCUUUAUAGUUUCAGUGCCCUUAGCGAAGAUAAUCUAAAAUCGGCCAUAAUAUGACACUUUGGUUAACAGAAGAAAACAAAGGCUUGUUUAUGAAACAUUGCUCACAGGAAAAGACACACUUUGAGUAUUUACUUAGGGCAAUAAACUAUGGAUGUGCUGGCAUGCUGUAUUUGAUAGACAGGUGACAAAUCAGUCAAAGCAGAUCUGUAAAGCUAUUUAUUGGAAGCGCUUAGGAAGGAGAAAGGCAAAGACAAGCAGUCUCCAUGGUUACCAUUCCAUUUCUGUCACAUUGUGUUAAAAGACUGUUUUGGAAAUUAUUUGAGGGGGAAAAAAUAGAUGUUACGGAAACGGUGCCACUUUCCUAUAUGUCUCUUUGUUGAAAUCCUGGUGGGCUUGGUUACAUAGACCAUUUUUUUUUUUAUCAGAGUCUGAUCUGCUGGCAGCUGCUCCUAAUAUCCUUUGGGAAGCUUUGAAGCCGGACUACAGGCAAUCUCCUUCAAUCUACUUGAAUGGGAGCUCCUGUGCACUAUUCGUGAUUGCUCUGCCAUGGAGCUGGCCACGGCUUCACUGGAGCAGGGAUUCAGAGCAGAAGAAUUAGAGGAAUGCCAGAGACUGCACUGUGUGCAGCUCACGCGGAGUGUCCAAAGUAGUCACUUGGGAGUUUAUUUUAAUAAUCCUAUAUUAGAAUAGAAAUGCAGGUGCAGGCCAUAGUUGUAUGGCCUGCUACUACUGCAUAGCAAGCCCAUCAGCAAAAGGAGAGCAGUUAUCUUGAAAGGGGAGGUGUCCUUCCUUGUCCUGGGGUGCUAACAGCAACCCCCCGGCCCCCACACAUACACUGCUGCCAUUACCAAAAUUUGUCAGUGAAAUUCAACAGCAUCAACAACAAAAAGCAAUAAUUUUGUUUUAGAGCAGGGCACCCAGGGAGCAUAUGUGGAAGCAAAAUCAUGCUACGGGGUGGCUUUGGGAGCACAAUUCUGCUUCCAAACAAGCUGCAUGUAAAAUGGCCACUUUUUCUUUUGCCACUGCUGCAAAUGUGACAGUGGCGGUCAAGCAGGGCCUGUACAGAAGGCCAGUGGAGCGCAUGCAGUCCACAUGUUUCCCACCCUUGCUCAAAUACUUUGAAGAAGCCCCUCUCUCUACCUCUUUUUUUAACAGAUGGAAGAAGUGCCCUCAGUUCCUAGUACAGGGUCUCAAGAACCAUAGGAAUGGCUUUACAGAACAGGUGACCUUUGCACAGGAGUUGCUAUAGCGGUUGCAGUACAAGCCUGGGGAUGCACUACAAAAAUCUGAAGUUGGAGAACGUAAGGCUGUUGGAGGGGGCAGCAUUGUUCUACUCUUGUGUAGUGUUUCUGAAAGGAGUGAGACUGCUUCCCUUCUAGGAGGUCACUGACCUAACCAAUGUCUUUUAGCCCCUUAUGGCUAGGGUGACCAUAUGAAAAGGAGGACAGGGCUCCUGUAUCUUUAACAGUGGCAGAGAAAAGGCAAUUUCAGCAGGUGUCAUUUGUAUAUAUGGAGAACCUGGUGAAAUUCCCUCUUCAUCACAGCAGUUAAAGGUGCAGGAGCUAUACUAGAGUGACCAGAUU